AUGACUAGAUGUGUUAUUCUAUGUGUCUCUCUUCUGGUCUCUAUCGGCCAUGUUCAAAGUAAAAGUAACUGUGGAAAAAAUAGUGAAGAUCGAACAGGUUGUCCUGGGUGGUGGACAGGUGGGGGUGGAGGUGGAGGCAGUGAUACAACAGAGGCCUCAAGUACAACAACUACGACACCAGCACCACCAUCUACUACAGCGGCUACUACAACCACCAUCACACAACCGCCUACAACAACAACGGAACCACCGACAACAACCACAACCCCCACCACAACGGAACCACCGACAACAACGACAACCCUCACCACCACUACACAGACAACCACCACACCGGAAACCACCACCACAGGAACAACAACAACCACAGCUCCUCCGAGAGUGUUUUCUACGGCAUUAGAAAUGUCAACAUUUAUCGAGGACACUUUCAUAAAGUCCAGUAAGACUUACAACAGUUUGAUUUUUCCUCGAAACAAUUUCAAUAAAACCAUAGAAGUGGACAUCAAUUUUAGUUUAAUAGCAAUCACAGAGUUAAAUGAAAUAGCUGGAACGCUGGAGGUGAUUGGGAUACUGACUCUGACUUGGUAUGAUGAGUUAGUGGAUGAUUCUUAUGAUAGUGACGCCCAUGGUAAAUUCUCUGAAAUCGCUAUACCUCAUAGAUUUGUCUGGAAACCUCCCGUCUCUCUGUUCAAUUCGGCGUCAGCCAUUGUUCCCGUUGGGGAUGAUUCUAACUAUGUUCGAAUGUACAGGAUCACAGAUCCGACUGAUCCCUACAACAAUCACGGUAAAAUGGAAUGGAGACCUGGUGUGGUGACAAAAACUGGAUGUGUAGUGGAUGUGGCAUAUUUCCCCUUUGAUAGACAGACCUGUAACAUUACCUUUACACACUGGGGUUACAGUGAAAAAGAAGUUGUGUUUGUACCCACUGCAUCAAGUUUGGAUCUGAGAGAUUAUGCACCAUCAGACGAAUGGACCCUCUCAAAUACAAAACUGAUUGUUGAAACUCUGGAUGGUGGUUCUUUUGUCAAAAUGGAAAUAACGCUGGCACGAAAGCCAACAUAUUAUUUGGUGAAUUUUUUCUUGCCCAUUAUCAUCUUGGGUAUUCUAAAUGCCUUGGUUUUUGUCCUUCCUCUUGAGAGUGGAGAAAGGGUCGGUUACUCCGUCACAGCAUUUUUAGCAUUUGCAGUUUACUUAUCCUUAAUUGCAGACGGAAUGCCUAGAACAUCUGAGCCAAUGGCAAUCCUUAGUUACUUUCUUAUGUCAAUGGUAGUUGUUAGUGCCGUGGCUACCAUCAUAACUAUCUUCACACUCCGCGUCUACCUGAAGGAUGAGGAUGAUCCUGUACCUUCGUGUCUUGCCCUCUUCAUCGCGUGUCUUAAUUGUCGAGUCUGCAGGAGGGAUGAUGACGACGAGGAGGAAGAAGAGGAGAUGCCAUUAUUAACUACAGAUGAACUCGAGUUAGAAAGAAUGAGACAAGGAUCAGCUAGGAAAUCGCGAUUAGCUGUUGAUGACAUUGAGAGUUUUUCAAUCGAUGAUUCCCCUGAGAAUCGCUAUGACGUGGACUGGAAGCUUGUGGCCAGCACUUUGGAUGUGUUUUCUCUUCUAGCUAUUCUAGGAGGAAGUGCGGCCAUUGCAGUUGUGUUUUUGGUUCCAUUGGUUGCUCAGAUGUAAAACGCUAUUUUUAAUAAAUCGUUAAGUUUCUGGUAUGCUAGUUUCAACAUAAUACUUUAUACAGGAAAAUUUUCACCCCCCUCCGUUUUAUUUUCGCCCCUUUUGCCUUAAACUCGGUUCAGCGAAUUUAAAAAUGGGCGAAUUCAAAGAAUACAGUAUAAUUUUUAAACAAAAAUUUUGUGACAUACAAACAAAAAAAUGUGACUUGGCAAAAUUUAAAACGGAACAAUAUUAUUUGCAAGUGUGAAAGGGCGAAAAUAAAGUGGAGAGAAAAUAAUUCUGUAUGCAUUAUGUUUUUAAAACAUCCACAUUUACACUCAAAUACACUAUAAAGUAAUCAUACAUUGUCAUUUCUUAUAUAUUUCAUUCUUUAAUCAUAUUUGAUUUGACAAGUAGGAUAUAUUUAAUAAUUAUCCUAUAGAGGGCUAAAUUAUCUGUGGUUGAUGUUUCAUGUGUAUUUAGAGGAUACUCAGUACAGGAAUUGUAAUUUGUUUUAUAGAUGCGAAGCACAAG
Saccostrea cuccullata (small rock oyster) is the source of this 2184-nucleotide messenger RNA. Its product is annotated as neuronal acetylcholine receptor subunit alpha-9-like. Bases 1 to 1671 code for a protein of 556 amino acids. The record is from RefSeq and is a predicted model, not a curated record. The transcript has a single exon. NCBI's taxonomy places the organism in Eukaryota, Metazoa, Mollusca, Bivalvia, Ostreida, Ostreidae. Gene Ontology annotation, molecular function: transmitter-gated monoatomic ion channel activity involved in regulation of postsynaptic membrane potential; excitatory extracellular ligand-gated monoatomic ion channel activity; transmembrane signaling receptor activity. Gene Ontology annotation, cellular component: synapse; plasma membrane; neuron projection. Gene Ontology annotation, biological process: regulation of membrane potential; chemical synaptic transmission; monoatomic ion transmembrane transport.